Messenger RNA from Linum trigynum, 1842 nucleotides. The record is from the annotation of a GenBank genome assembly. NCBI's taxonomy places the organism in Eukaryota, Viridiplantae, Streptophyta, Magnoliopsida, Malpighiales, Linaceae.
CAAGAGUAUGACGUUUGCAUGGGAUGGCCUUCAUCGGGUUAAUUACCCUCAUAGCGGUCAGCCAUAGGGACCUCCUGGACAAAGAAUUCAUCCUCGGAUUCCUCCUCAAGAAUAAGGCGACGGCGACUAGAAGUUUCCCUUUCGCUAGUCUGGAGUGAAGGUUCCUGAGUUGUGGAGGUGGGUCGAGCCUUCCCAUGUGGCACAUGCAGCCUCCCGCCGCGAGGCUCCUCUUGGAUCUCCUGUCGGGCCCGACGUUUGAGGAAGCCGUCCUCGGUUAUCCAACGUGGACGUACGAGAGUGUGCCAGCGGGUGCGAGCCAGGGUUCUUCAACAGAGCGCCCUUGCGGCCUUGCCUUCCAAGUGAAAUCCUCGGCCCUUCAGAUACUGGGAUCCAAAAUGAGUUACACACCUGUUGCACUUGGGGUUCCGUUUUCAUGAAUGGAAUUUCCGAGGUACCCAUCCAGAGCGGACUAGAAUCUCGCACAGGCUGCUUCACUGAGGUCACGACUUAAUGCUUAGUAACCAUGCACUAAUCUUUACUGUCGGGGAUGUUACUAAAGGGCAUUCAAUCUCGAUACACUACUUCAUACUUUUUGUUCUAUCUAUAAAAUUUCCCUCUCUAAAUACUAUCUCUACAUACUCCAUAUAUAAUGCAAACGGACUUCAUCAUCGGAGUGUAGACCAGAGGCCACCUCCACCUUUCCACAAGUUUCACCAUUCUAAAGAAACCAGAUAAACAGUCGAACUACCUGGUUUACUUUUGUACUAUGUAUGACUCUCGAAUACUACCUUUUUGGAUGUUUAUGUUAAAAAAAAGACCAGAUAAACAAAAGGUUAGUCUCAAAUGGGCAUGAGUUGGUAUAAAUACCUAUUUAUUUGAGGAUGUUCUAACUACACAUUGAAAAUUGGACCUAUUUUCAUACAAAAAAAAAAUUGGACUUAUUUGUAAAACUUGAAAAUUUUAGGUAUCAUAAUGUAAUGCACAAAAGUUUAGGUACUAAAAUUUAAUUUUCUAUUGAUAUUUUGAGGACCCAUGUGCAAAAAACAUUAGUAAUUAAAUCUAUAGAUCUAUUUAGUUUAGGUACUAAAUUGUAAUUUGCAAAUGGGUAUGGGCGCAAACCCAAAUCUAUGAAUUAAAUGUCUCACCCAACCCAAAUAAAUGGGUAUGAGUAUAUACCAAUAAACUCUACCAAUCUACCUUGUAUGCAGGUUUCAUACCCCAUCUAGGGGUGGCAGUUCGGUUACCGGUUACUGGUUAACCGGCCGGUUAAACUAAUAACGGUCGGUUAAACCGAUAACGGCCGGUUAUCAACUAAUUGAUAACCGAAGUAACCGAACUUCGGUCGGUUAUCGGAGGCUAGUCGAAUUGGUUUUUGGUCUUAAAAGUAGGUCGGUUAAUCGAUAACCGAGAUAACCGAGAAACCGAAGUCUAUUUCGGGCGGUUUUCGGUAAGGGGAGUGGUUAUUUCGAUUAACCGAUAACCGGCCGAUCGGUUAUCGGUUAUAACCGAAAUGCCACCCCUACCUCAACCCAAUUGAAUUGAAUAAGGAAAUACUCAUGAGUUUGGACAAAAUUGUCAUCACUAAUCAUAACAACCCCAACACAUGCACCCAUUUGUAUCUAAUCCACAACUUUGUCGACCACCACCACAUAUUUGCUGAAAGGUGUAGCAACUACAACCAGCAAGCCACCCAAUGGGGUGUGCCGGGAGGCCCUCCGGCACACGACCACUCUCAUGGGUCAGUUAGUUUAUCCAAACCUAUAUUAUAUGAUGGGUUUGUGGUGUAUGAUUGAAUGCUUACGUUGAUACUUUCAAAUCUAUUAAUUAAUACUAGUAUUAUUC